AUGCCAGCUGUUGAAUUUGACGAGUUUGAAGCUGAUGAUAUAGAAGAUGAACCAAGCGACGAUGACCAAGUAGUUGACGACGAUCAAGUAGAUCUCGAUGACGAAAUCGAUCAAGAGGAUGACGACGACGAUAGUAUAGACGGCCCAAUACCUCAUCGUCCUCUUGACAUCUUUCUGCAAAAACCAACAUCAACAGCAGAAGAUAAACAAAUAACACAGGGCAGUAACGACGCCAAUACAGUCGCAGAAGCAUCAAAUAAACCGAAACCAACAAAAAAGGUGAUUGACAACAAGUCAGUCAAACUUUUGAAGAAAGCAAACGACUUGACAGGUGUCGUCUACUUUUCUCGCAUCCCACCAUUCAUGACUCCCGCAAAGCUCAAAUCCCUUAUAAUCCCACACGGAGCCCUCGGCCGUAUCUUUCUCGUCAAGGAGUCAGCCAGUAUAGCAGCAAAACGUAAAAAAUACCGUCACAACAAACGAACCAACUAUGUAGAAGGAUGGGUGGAAUUCCAAUCUAAAAAGGAGGCUAAACGGGCUGUAGAGUUGCUGAACGGACAACGGGUAGAUAAUCGUAAACGAUCGAGAUAUCAUGAUGAUUUGUGGAGUUGCAAGUAUCUUAAAAAGUUCAAGUGGGCUGAUUUGACGGAGCAAAUGUCGUAUGAGAAGGCUGUUAGGGAGCAAAAGAUACGUGUCGAGAUGAGCCAUGCAAAGAGAGAGAAUAAGCACUAUAUGAGGAAUGUCGCUACUGCUAAAAUGGUGGAAGCUAUACAGGAACGAAAGACAAAGAAGAGGAAGAUGGAAGAAGAUGCUGAUACUACUGGUGCUACUACAGUAACAAACACAGCAGAUACCAAUGCCCCUGUAUCGAACGAUGCAGCAAUAACCUCCAUCCGCCGCCGGUUCAAACAACGUAAAAUUAUCGACUCGGAGGCUCUAGAUGAUGGCACAAAGACAACUCCAGGUGUCAAGAUGACAUACACACCAGAAAUGGAAGCUAAGAAGAAGGUGGUGCUAUCAAAACUCUUUGCUGCAUCAUCAUAA
Molecule: messenger RNA, 1044 nt
Organism: Synchytrium microbalum
Lineage: Eukaryota; Fungi; Chytridiomycota; Chytridiomycetes; Synchytriales; Synchytriaceae
Exons: 1
Coding region: 1-1044 (347 amino acids)
Biological process (GO): endonucleolytic cleavage in ITS1 to separate SSU-rRNA from 5.8S rRNA and LSU-rRNA from tricistronic rRNA transcript (SSU-rRNA, 5.8S rRNA, LSU-rRNA); endonucleolytic cleavage to generate mature 5'-end of SSU-rRNA from (SSU-rRNA, 5.8S rRNA, LSU-rRNA); small-subunit processome assembly
Cellular component (GO): nucleolus
Molecular function (GO): RNA binding
Source: RefSeq, a predicted model, not a curated record